This is a messenger RNA of Pungitius pungitius (ninespine stickleback), 3480 nucleotides long. RefSeq names its product family with sequence similarity 83 member D (gene sack1d). Bases 88 to 1806 code for a protein of 572 amino acids. Lineage: Eukaryota; Metazoa; Chordata; Actinopteri; Perciformes; Gasterosteidae. Gene Ontology annotation, cellular component: mitotic spindle pole; cytosol. Gene Ontology annotation, molecular function: protein kinase binding. Gene Ontology annotation, biological process: regulation of TOR signaling; positive regulation of cell cycle G1/S phase transition; protein localization to mitotic spindle. The record is from RefSeq and is a predicted model, not a curated record. The transcript is spliced from 5 exons.
UCAGUGGCGAGGCUUAAUUUCAGUAAACAACUUUGGAGAUCGCAGCUCGCCAAAGAAACGAGAGGCAUUCGCGUUCUGGACGAGUAGAUGUGUGAUGUGUCCUUACCUCGGCAGUCGCUGGGAGAAAUGGAAUCCAGCAUUAGUAUAUCAAUGAAUAAUAUUGGAGCUCCGAUCGUUGCGUUUGGAGAAGGAGUCGGGCAGGGGGGGAGCUCUCCUCAAGUGAACCCGGUGAACUGGCGUGAACCCUUCAGUGACCACGGCAAGUACCUGGACGACUCACCUCUGAGGCCGCGGACGAAACCCACCGGGGUCCAGGACCUCAACCUGCAGGAGGUCUACAACGAGAGACACCGGCUGGCUCUGGAGGAACUGGUGUCGGGAGGGCUCGACGACUUUGUGGACUUCCUCGGCAGAGAAAGUAUCCCCAACUUCCUGUCGGACGACGAGAUGCAGCGGAUCAGGAGCGCAGCCGUGCCCCCGCGUCGCGUCUCCCUCCUCGGGGAGGACCAGGCUCUGGAGCGGUCGCUCGGCGGCUCCAUGGACUGUUCCUCCGUCACCUAUUUCCCCGAGGUGUCGGACGUGGAGCCGCCUCUGCUGGAGAUCGGGUGGCCCGGCUUUACCGCCGGCUCGUACCGGGGAGUCACGCGGGCCGUGGCCCACUUCCAGCCCAGCUACGGGGAUUGCAUAUAUAGCUGCAAGGAGGCUGCGAGGCGUAUGAUUAAAAGUGCAAGAGAGGUGAUUGCCAUAGUUACAGACUCUCUGACGGACCUGGAUAUCUUUAAGGAUCUUCAGGAGGCGUGUUCCAAUCGCAAAGUCCCUGUCUACAUCCUGCUUGACCAAUCAUGUGCUCCUGCUUUCCUCAAGAUGUGCAAAAAUAUCAACCUUCGCCUGGAUGACCUCCAGCAAAUGAGGGUGCGAACCAUAACUGGUACAACUUAUUACAUGAGAUCUGGAGCCAGGAUUACUGGAGAGGUUCAUGAGAGGUUCAUGCUGAUUGAUGGAAACAGAGUGGCUACAGGCUCCUACAGGUACAACUGGACCGAUGGCAAACUCAACAGCAGCAACCUAAUCGAGCUUUCUGGGCAGAUAACAGAGAAAUUUGACGAAGAGUUCCGCAUCCUCUACGCCCAGUCUUUACCAAUAAACACUCGAGGACCUCCAAGCGGCACCAACGAGCAUCUCUUGACCAGCACGCCCAGCCGUAAGCCCCUAGAUGUAGAAGUCCAGCCCCUGUGUGGACCGCCCAGUGCCGAUCACCCUAAAACCGGCCCGGCGUCCACCAUCGGGAAGGACUGGACGGAGCGGCACAUCACACAGGAGGAGAUUCUGGCCGGCAGCACCGGGCAGUGUUUUCACGCAGAUCCCCCAACGACCGCCUGCCGCCACGCCGCCACUCAAACGAGCCUGUCAGUGACUGACAGCGACACUCAAACUGACCUCCAGCUCAUGCCGCACCACGACCCGAUCGCACCACCGAGCACAGCGCCGGAGCAGGCCCCCCCUCCCUCCUUUACCCCUCCCAGACAGAGGUCGCCCACCCAGGCGGCUCCGGAUGCCACCUUAAAGGACUCCUUCCACAAGUUGACCAAAGAGCGCCAUCACCACUACUCCACCAUCCGCUGCAAGCUGGAGCACAUUGUGAGUGCCCUGUCCCAGAGGACACAUCUGGCGGACGUCACCAACCUGACGCACCAGCCCGGCGCUCUCAGCGGGCCGAGGGUACACAAAGACUGCGAGCAGGAAGCAGACCCCAGACUGCUUGUUGAGAGUGCAGGCACAUGGCCAAGAGGCAGAUGUGUACUCUAGUACGUCUUCAGGGAUUUCAGAGAUGGAGGGUAGUCGGAGAGGAGCUUGUGCAGGAUUUCUUCUGUGCAAAAUCUAAAGCUGUAUUUGUAUGUCUGUGUUUGUUGUUGAAAAUGGGCUAUAACUGAUUUCGUUGUGCGUCCUUGCUUUGCAGAUUAACCAUUAAUGAUACUUGUUUUUUUAAAGUUCUUUGGGACUUUUUUUAGUUACAAUGCUAGCAUUUUUUGCUAGACUUUUUUGACACACUAUACUAUUUGUUUGUUUCUCACUUAAAAAAAUCUAACCUUUUGCACCAUUAUUUUUAUUUCCGACCUAAGCUUUAAAAAUGUUAAUCAGUUUUGAGAACCACUGGUAUAGUUAUACCAGUUCAACUUUAUUUAGUCAUGUGCCCCCUACGAAGUAUUUCUUUCAGCCAUGUACCCCCUAGACCACAUGUGUCAAACCGGUGCGGCCCCCCGGAUGACCUUGCUAUUGUGAGGAUUACAAAGGUCCCCAUAUAUAGAUUUGUUUUGCUAAGGAAAGGAUCUCCUUCAGGAAAGUCCAGUCCCUUUGCAGAGAGGAUUUGAAACACUUAAGACAACAUUGAAGGAGCGAUGUAAUGUAAAUUGUUAUCAUAUCUCUAUUGUGGAUUAAGUAAGUGAAGAAACUAUGCUGUCCUCAGUUUUGGUCCGGAUACUCAUUUAGGGAAAGAAGCAGAAAAUAAUUUGAAUUGGAUUUACAUAGAUCUGUGCCUACUACGUCAACUACAGACAAAAGAUAUGACAAUUAAAUGCAAAUUUAGAGGGCCAACUUAUGAAUGACAGUCCCUCGGGAAAGGUGAAACACUUUACCAAGGUAUUUAUUAUAGCUCUUUUGUGCAAUGUUUCAGAUUACGACCUCAAAAAAACAUAAUGUGGGUUGUGGAUUACAGUGGCACCUUAUGGCAGAGUUAGCAGUUACACGUUGGAUUCAAACUGAAUCGUGUUUGUGUGCAGCUGAGCGGCUUGUUACGCACGUUAACCUGUUAUUCUUCUACGUUAACAGUGAGGGACGACUAUUGUUCAGAAAUGAAAAAUCUAAAAAAAGAAUCCCUGUAUGAUACUGAACUAUAUCAUCUUGACACACUUAAAAACAUACUACAAAGGGACAUGUUAUGGCUUUUUUAGUUUGCAUACAAUACCAGGACUUAACACACGUUUUGGCAUAUUACAAUAUGCCGUUUUUAAAGGAAUUUGUAUGACAUUUAAUGGCAUACUGUACUAUGACAUUGUUGCUUAGUAUAACUUUUUUUACUACAACUACAGCAUCUACUACUGUUACUGACACUACUGCAGUUAAGACAACAACCAAAUGUGUGUGUGUUGGACUUUUGACCUUAGUUUCCACUGAAGAUGAAUCAAAUCCUUGUACAACACGGAUAGGUGUCAUGGUUUCUGUUAGCUCAUGGCAGCUUUUUGUUGAAAUUGUCCGGAUAAUAAAGCUAAAACUGUUGGUUGAGAAAUACCCUAAAUAAAUAGAUCUUACUCUAACAGGAACCUCUUGCUAACAUGUAUCAUAUAUCAACAUAUAUCAUUCAUCAGCAUGUCGACAACUGUUCACCUGAUCCACUUGGAGGGUAUCAAGGGAGUACCGUGUGACAUUUUGUAUGAUUUGAAGAUGCGACACAAUCGAUUUUGAAUAAACCAACAUCCAGACUGA